AUCGCGUUGAAUCACCGAACACCCACAGACAUGAAUUUGACUGAGAACCGUUUCUUCCUUCCCACUAGUUUGAACGUGGGUCCUUCUUCCUUUUUCUCCCCCUCUCUCUCUCUCUCUCUACCUGUAACCUGUACAAUAAUCCACUCCACACUUCCCCGUAUGUGUAUUCUAUGCAUUCAUGAAACUCUAGAUAUUUCUUUCACUAACUAUCUCUAGAUCUGGAUCAUACGCGGACUCCGCCGGAGGCGGUGCCGCCGCCGAUGCCGAAGGCCGACGAAGCCAGCUCUUCAACAAGUUCCGCAGAAGUUCCCGUCAAGUUCCAGGAAGAUGCUGUGGAGGUUUCCACUGCUCCAGUAACCAGUAGCGCCGGGGCCCUUCCCCCGCUUGCAAAUGGCGGCGGCGGUGGCAGCAAUUCUGCUGAAGGAAGUGCUAGGGCGAUUUUUACAAGAGUAAAUACUACGCCACUGGAAGCCAUGAAUUAUGAGAAGGUAGAGCUGCCUUCGGUGUUGGAAAGAUCGAAAACCGAGAGGCGAACGUACAAUAAUAUUCUUUCUGAAGAGGCUGCGCAGAUUUUUGAUGAGCGAAUUUCUGCACAGCAGAAGCUCAAAUUGUUCAACAGAAUUGCUACUGUUAAAGAUGACGGGACUGUAGAAUUUGAAGUUCCCGGCGAUGUUGAACAGCGUGCUCUUGGAGUUGGUUCUGAAAGUAUAUACACUGAAGUCGACGAAGAGCCCCUCGAUGCAGCAGAACUUCAGGAUAUUCCUCCACUGCAGAUUGUAAUUCUUAUUGUCGGAACUCGUGGAGAUGUUCAGCCGUUUGUUGCAAUUGGAAAAAAGUUGCAGGAUUAUGGCCACCGUGUUAGAUUGGCCACUCAUUCCAAUUUCAAGGAGUUUGUCUUGACAUCUGGGUUGGAAUUCUAUCCCCUCGGUGGAGAUCCAAAAAUUCUUGCAGGAUUCAUGGUUAAGAACAAAGGGUUCUUGCCUUCAGGGCCUUCGGAAAUACCCAUACAAAGAAAUCAGAUGAAGGAAAUAAUAAAUUCGUUACUUCCAGCAUGCAAAGAGCCUGAUAUCGAGUCUGGGAUUCCUUUUAAAGCUGAUGCAAUUCUUGCUAAUCCUCCUACAUAUGGGCAUACACAUCUUGCCGAGGCACUGAAAAUACCCGUUCAUAUAUUUUUCACAAUGCCAUGGACGCCAACCAGUGAAUUUGCCCAUCCAUUGUCUCGUGUUAAACAACCAGCUGGAUAUAGAUUGUCGUACCAGAUUGUUGACUCCUUGAUUUGGCUGGGAAUAAGAGACAUGAUAAAUGAUCUUAGGAAGAAAAAACUGAAGCUACGGCCAGUCACAUAUUUGAGCGGUUCACAAGGUUCUGAAUUGAAUAUUCCGCAUGGAUAUAUCUGGAGUCCUCACCUUGUUCCUAAACCAAAAGACUGGGGACCCAAGGUUGAUGUCGUUGGCUUUUGCUUCCUUGAUCUUGCAACAAAUUACGAACCGCCCGAGCCACUUCUAAAUUGGCUUAAAGCUGGUCCAAAGCCUAUCUAUAUUGGAUUCGGCAGUCUUCCUGUUCAAGAGCCUCAGAAAAUGACGCAAAUAAUUGUCGACGCUUUAGAAAUAACUAAACAAAGGGGAAUUAUUAACAAAGGGUGGGGCGGCCUUGGUGACUUGGCAGAAGAGAAGGAAUCUGUAUAUCUGCUGGAUAACUGUCCUCAUGACUGGCUUUUCUUGCAAUGCUCUGCAGUGGUGCACCAUGGUGGUGCAGGAACAACAGCUGCUGGUCUUAAAGCUGCGUGCCCAACAACUAUCAUACCAUUCUUCGGCGACCAGCCUUUUUGGGGGGAAAGAGUCCACGCCAGAGGCGUAGGCCCCCCACCGAUUCCAGUCGAUGAAUUUUCGCUUCAGAAGUUGGUCGAUGCCAUUAACUUCAUGCUAGACCCAACGGUAAAAGAGCGAGCGGUGGAACUUGCAAAGGCCAUGGAAGAUGAAGACGGGGUUACAGGAGCUGUGAAGGCAUUCCUUAAACAUCUCCCUCGUAAAAAACUCGAGCCUGAACCAUCAGAAGAAUCCAGACCGUCGAAAUGUUCCUGGAUCCGCAGAAUCUUCUGUUGUUGUUAAGAGGUGUGAAUAAAAAUCUCGAUCGUCUCCCAUAACAUGUAAUUCUUUGUCACUAUACCCCUUUAGUUUUAAUUAAUUGAGUGUGUUUAUAAAAACUACUUUUUCAGACCAAUAAUUUGUUAAAUGUCGGAAUGUUUUAGGCAAAAUAAAACUACUACAUUGAAAUGAAAUUGUAGGAAUUGUGGAGAACAGAAACCGCAGGCAUUUAUUAACAAGUGUGGUUGUUGUAAUGAAAAAGAUUAAAGAUACGAUGGUCCCAGGCUGUAUUUAAGGAAUGGGGAUAUGGAGAUAAUUUGCAGAGGGGUUGGGUUGGGUUGGGUUGGGUUGACGGUGGAGACUCAGAUAUUUAUUGUAAGGGUAUUUGUGUCAGACAUUUAAUUAAUAUUACAAUUCUUCCAUAAUGUAUUUAAUUUUCAUUUUUUGUUCA
Molecule: messenger RNA, 2535 nt
Organism: Erythranthe guttata (spotted monkey flower)
Lineage: Eukaryota; Viridiplantae; Streptophyta; Magnoliopsida; Lamiales; Phrymaceae
Product: sterol 3-beta-glucosyltransferase UGT80A2
Biological process (GO): carbohydrate metabolic process
Molecular function (GO): UDP-glycosyltransferase activity; hexosyltransferase activity
Source: RefSeq, a predicted model, not a curated record